Parnassius mnemosyne (clouded apollo) is the source of this 1812-nucleotide messenger RNA. The record is from the annotation of a GenBank genome assembly. Lineage: Eukaryota; Metazoa; Arthropoda; Insecta; Lepidoptera; Papilionidae.
AUGGGGGAACUCUUAGCAUGUCGGAUAUGUCUGUCUUCAGACAUUAAGUUAUAUAAUUUUUUUAAAUACAGAUUAGCGGAACCUUUAAGAAUUCUUACCGGAAUAGAAAUAUCAGAGUCCGACGGUCUUCCAUCCCAUAUUUGCAGUUACUGUAGUGCUCUGCUGCUCAAGUCCGUAGCAUUCAAGGAGAAAUGCUGCAACUCUGAGGAACUGCUCAAGUUCUCGUUGAUGGAACACAAUGUGCUGUCUCUAGACUACCUGGAAUCAAUCAGAAAAGAGUUACAACUAACACUACCGUUCUGCACCGUGAUUACCAGGGAAUGUGAUGAAGUCCCUGAAGAUAAUAAUGAUGACUCUGACCUUAUGAUAAAAGAAGAAGUAGUCGAGUCAAGCAGCACAUUAGUCGAAUUUAAAAUUGAGAAUAUAACAGAAUCGUCCGCAGAGAUAAUAAAACCGUAUAGAAGAAUCAAGAGAGAGAAAGAGAAUGAAGAACUUGACGUUAAAUUCGAAAAUGAAAUUGAAACUGUUGACUUUGAUAAUGAAGAACCAGAUCAGCCAGCCCUGCUAGAUGACAGUGAUGGUCAAGAGGAUCUAGAAGGGAUGAAGGAUAUAGAAGUGGUUAUAUUAACCAAGGAGCAACAAAUAGAGGAGGUUCAAGCAAGGAAGACGUCAGCAAACUACAUAAAUUCCUUUUACAAAUGUGAACAUUGUUACAAGGGUUUCAUGACCGAGUCAACACUUAAAAAUCACAUGCUCAAGCAUGAUCCGAAGAGGGGUGAAUACGAAUGCGACGUGUGCUGGGGUCGCUGGCCGGAACCGCGGUUGCUCCGAUGGCACAUAGUGUCGUCGCACGAGAGGAAGUACAUCUGCAAGCUCUGCGACCACGUCUCCAGGUCGAGCCACCGAGCAAGGGAGCAUAGCAAAUGGCACACCGGAUUUACAUUUGACUGCCAGAUAUGUGGAGCCACCUUUGCGAAAUCAACAAGUCACCUGACCCACAUCAGGCUGCAGCAUCCGUCCAACCACUGCUGUGACGUCUGCGGAGAGUCGUUCAUCGGAGAGUACGGACUCAGGAUGCACAAGACGCGAGCUCAUAAGGACCAAGAGGAUGACGGCGCUAAAGUGGUGCUGCAGUGCGGAAACUGUUCAGCGCAGUUCUUCAACUUGGAGGCCUUGAAGCGGCAUCAAGAGGAAACUGAUGGCAAUAUAUGUCAACCUGAUGUCAGCGCCUGUCCACACUGCGGUGAAAGCUGUUCCUCUGACGAACUACUGAAGGAGCAUAUGAAGUGUCAUCAGAAGGAAGAGUCUGUUCACUGUCAGGAUUGCAAUAGAACGUUCGCGAACGAGCGUUCUCACGCGAUUCACUAUCAACGCGUACACCUGGGCGUAAAGCUAAAGCAGCCGCGCCCGCAUACCGCCAGGCAGCUCAAGAAACCUGCAGACAUGGUCUGCGAGGUCUGCGGCAAGAAGUGCAACACCAAAGCGACACUGAUGUACCACCAGCGGAUCCACACUGGCGAGAAGCCGUACCAGUGCACCCACUGCCCCAAGAACUUCAGCGUCUACCAGCGCCUGCAGAUCCACGUUCGAACCCACACCGGGGAGAGCCCGUACCAGUGCCAGCACUGCCCCAAGGCGUUCAAACACAAGGCCGCUCUGAACAGGCACGAUCGGGUUCACACUGGGGCGAAGCCCUACAGCUGUCCGCAUUGCGGCAAGUCCUUCUCGCAGUCCAACUCCAUGAAGCUGCACGUGAACACGGUGCACCUCAAGAUGCCGGCCCCCUACCGCAGUAAAAAGAACAAGAAAUGA